AUGUUUCCAAAAAAAGUCAUGAGAGUCCGGCUCUUCAAACCAAUUCAACAGGCGGGUAGCCUGGCAUUUCUAGUGCAGCAUGUGGUGUCGGCUGUUGAACCACUGGGCGUGACCUGGAUCAAUCCACCUUUCGAUGAUUUGACUGGGAUUUCGCAACGCUUUGCUCUCGGCAGUAAUAUUCUUAUUGAAUGGAGCGUUGGGAUGGCAUACUCCGAUUCCUUGACGAUUGAAAUUUGGCACUUACGACCUGGACCUUGGGACUCAGGAUCGGACCUGAUUGGCACUUUGCUCAAGGACAUCUACUAUUCAUCCGACCUUCUCGUCCAGGAGUGGUGGGACAUCGGGGACCAUGACAAUAUCAACAACUCAAUUCUCCUCGACAGCCGGGAAUUUAGACUUCGGCUCCGUCGAUCUAACGACCCGAACUGGAAAAGUGACAGUGGAAUGUUUUAUAUCCAAGACAAUCCACACCCAGAUGCAUCUUCCAUGACGCCUACGACAUCCACAAUAGGGACAGUCACAGCGCCGGAAACAUUGGCAAACGAGGCUCUUGACAGCAGCAACGAACUUUCCCAGACUGCGAAAACAGGAAUUAGGGUAGGAGUCGGACUUGGCUCUGCUGUACUCAUUGUACUGGCAAUCUUGACAACUAGGCUUUCCAUGAUCCGGCAGAAUAAAACUAAGCAGGCGGACAUCUCUGGCGAGGAUGUCGAGACUCAUGAUGUCGCUAAACUCACCAACACUAUCCUUGUUUCGUUACCAACACAUGAACUGCGGCUAACAAGAGCCCAGCCCAUGAGCUGGUCGCGAACAAAUAUUACCCAGCACAUGAGCUUGCUGGAAAGAAAUACGAGAACCUGGUGGUUGAGUUGCCGGCUGAGCCAAGUGCUCAAGAGGGGGAAGGGAAACCUGGGUCUGAGCCUCCCAGGUCAAGCACUGAGGGAAAUGAUUGCAGUAAAUGGCCGGCCACACUCUUUUUGUGGUGUCAACUUCACUUUCAAACACUGUUGUCAACUGGAGAAUGGGGCUAGGCUAGGUAUUGAUGUAAUGAAUAUGUUUUCAAGCUGGAAUGCAAAGUUACUGCAAGAGAGAGGCUUGCCGGAUUUAGGUAAUAACAUUUCUUCAAAAGGCAAGAUAUCUGGCCUUUAG
This is a messenger RNA of Podospora anserina S mat+, 1149 nucleotides long. RefSeq lists its product as uncharacterized. The transcript is spliced from 2 exons. The record is from RefSeq and is a predicted model, not a curated record. NCBI's taxonomy places the organism in Eukaryota, Fungi, Ascomycota, Sordariomycetes, Sordariales, Podosporaceae. The coding region runs from base 1 to 1149 and encodes 382 amino acids.